Phacochoerus africanus (Common warthog) is the source of this 990-nucleotide messenger RNA. RefSeq names its product olfactory receptor 5I1-like. Gene Ontology annotation, biological process: G protein-coupled receptor signaling pathway; sensory perception of smell. The record is from RefSeq and is a predicted model, not a curated record. Lineage: Eukaryota; Metazoa; Chordata; Mammalia; Artiodactyla; Suidae. Gene Ontology annotation, cellular component: membrane. Gene Ontology annotation, molecular function: odorant binding; olfactory receptor activity.
AUGGUAGACUCACAGACUCAGUGGUACAUGUUCCGGGGUUGUUAUACAGGAGCACUGCAGAGAAUAGAGAUGGAGAAUAGCACCGUGAAGAUAAAGUUCUUUCAGGGAUUCAAUGACCAUCCAGAACUACAGAAUGUGCUUAUUGCUAUGUUUUUGUCCAUUUACUCUGUUAUGCUCAUGGGGAAACUUAGGAUGACACUCUGUGUGGGAGGUCAGUGCCCCUUGCACACCCCUAUGUACUUUUUUCUGUGCGUAUUGUCUUUCAUAGAUGCAUGCUACUAUUCCGUCAUCGCCCCCAAGUUACUUGCUGACUUGCUUUCCAAUAAGAAGACAAUUUCUUACAAUGGUUGUGUGGCACAGUUAUAUUUUUUUUGCUCUUUGGUUGACAUGGAAUCUUUCCUAUUGGCUGCCAUGGCUUAUGACUGGUAUGUAGCCAUCUGCAGGCCACUGCUCUAUUCGGUUAUUAUGUCCAAAAGGAUUUGCUGCCAGCUUGCCAUUGGAGCCUUUUUGGGAGGCCCCAUGAGCUUGGUUAUUCACACCACUAAUACCUUUUAUCUGUCUUUCUGCUCCGAAGAAAUUAACCAUUUCUUUUGUGAUAUCUCCCCACUCUUCUCUCUGUCCUGCUCUGACAUGUAUAUACAUGAUGUUGUUCUGGUGGUCUUCACUAAUUUGGUGGAAGCUAUCUGCCUUCUGACAGUUCUCUCUUAUGUCUGCAUCGUAGCAGCUAUUCUUAAAACAGGUUCUUCCCAGGGAAGAAGAAAAGGAUUCUCCACCUGUGCUUCCCAUUUGACUGUGGUCACUAUCUACCACAGUACGCUGAUUUUCACUUAUUUGCGCCCCAGUACUGGUCAGUCCCUGGAUAUUGACAAAGUGACCUCCAUGUUCUAUACCUUGAUUAUACCUAUGUUGAACCCCCUGAUUUACAGUCUAAGGAACAAAGAUGUGAAAAAUGCCUUUAGGAAAAUGAUGAGCAGGAAAUUGCUUUAUUAA